AUGUUCCAAUCGACCAAAUCUAUUAAGGCUUUAAAACGCGCUGAGUUCCUUUCUUUCGAUCUCUUCUCACUCUCCCACUCUCUGUCUGUCUGUCUGUCUGUCUGUCUAUCUAUCUAUCUAUCUAUCUAUCUAUCUAUCUAUCUAUCUCAGUUUGUUUAUUAUCUAUCUAGCUAUGGGAAAUUUCAGUUCCUUUCUUUCGAUCUUUUCUCACUCUCCCACUAUCUAUCUAUCUAUCUAUCUAUCUAUCUAUCUAUCUAUCUUAGUCUGUUUAUUAUCUAUCUAGCUAUGGGCAAUUUCAGUUCCUUUCUUUCGAUCUCUUCUCACUCUCGUACUCUCUGUCUGUCUGUCUAUCUAUCUAUCUAUCUAUCUAUCUAUCUAUCCAUCUAUCUAUCUAUCUUAGUCUGUUUAUUAUCUAUCGAGCUAUGGGCAAUUUCAGUUCCUUUCUUUCGAUCUUUUCUCACUAUCUAUCUAUCUAUCUAUCUAUCUAUCUAUCUAUCUCAGUCUGUUUAUUAUCUAUCCAGCUAUGGGCAAUUUCAGUUCCUUUCUUUCGAUCUUUUCUCACUCUCCCACUCUCUGUCUAUCUAUCUAUCUAUCCAUCUAUCUAUCUAUCUUAGUCUGUUUAUUAUCUAUCGAGCUAUGGGCAAUUUCAGUUCCUUUCUUUCGAUCUUUUCUCACUCUCCCACUAUCUAUCUAUCUAUCUAUCUAUCUAUCUAUCUAUCUAUCUAUCUAUCUCAGUCUGUUUAUUAUCUAUCUAUCUAUGGGCAAUUUCAGUUCCUUUCUUUCGAUCUCUUCUCACUCCCACUCUCUGUCUGUCUAUCUAUCUAUCUAUCUAUCUAUCUCAGUCUGUUUAUUAUCUAUCUAGCUAUGGGCAAUUUCACUUCCUUUCUUUCGAUCUCUUCUCACUCUCCCACUCUCUGUCUGUCUAUCUAUCUAUCUAUCUAUCUAUCUAUCUAUCUAUCUAUCUAUCUCAGUCUGUUUAUUAUCUAUCUAGCUAUGGGCAAUUUCAGUUCCUUUCUUUCGAUCUCUUCUCACUCUCCCACUCUCUGUCUGUCUAUCUAUCUAUCUAUCUAUCUAUCUCAGUCUGUUUAUUAUCUAUCUAGCUAUGGGCAAUUUCAGUUCCUUUCUUUCGAUCUCUUCUCACUCUCCCACUCUCUGUCUGUCUAUCUAUCUAUCUAUCUAUCUAUCUAUCUAUCUCAGUCUGUUUAUUAUCUAUCUAGCUAUGGGCAAUUUCACUUCCUUUCUUUCGAUCUCUUCUCACUCUCCCACUCUCUGUCUGUCUAUCUAUCUAUCUAUCUAUCUAUCUCAUUCCUUUCUUUCGAUCUCUUCUCUCUCCCCUCUCUGUCUGUCUAUCUAUCUAUCUAUCUAUCUAUCUCAGUCUGUUUAUUAUCUAUUAUGGGCAAUUUCAGUUCCUUUCUUUCGAUCUCUUCUCCUCUCUCUCUCUGUCUAUCUAUCUAUCUAUCUAUCUAUCUAUCUAUCUAUCUAUCUCAGUCUGUUUUUAUCUAUCUAGCUAUGGGCAAUUUCAGUUCCUUUCUUUCGAUCUCUUCUCUCUCCCACUCUCUGUCUGUCUAUCUAUCUAUCUAUCUAUCUAUCUCAUUCCUUUGUUUUCGAUCUCUUCUCCUCUCCCUUUCUCUGUCUGUCUAUCUAUCUAUCUAUCUAUCUCAGUCUGUUUAUUAUCUAUCUAGCUAUGGGCAAUUUCAGUUCCUUUCUUUCGAUCUCUUCUCACUCUCCCACUCUCUGUCUGUCUAUCUAUCUAUCUAUCUAUCUAUCUAUCUAUCUAUCUAUCUCAGUCUGUUUAUUAUCUAUCUAGCUAUGGGCAAUUUCAGUUCCUUUCUUUCGAUCUCUUCUCUCUCUCUCUCUCUGUCUAUCUAUCUAUCUAUCUAUCUAUCUAUCUAUCUAUCUAUCUAUCUCAGUCUGUUUAUUAUCUAUCUAGCUAUGGGCAAUUUCAGUUCCUUUCUUUCGAUCUCUUCUCACUCUCCCACUCUCUGUCUGUCUAUCUAUCUAUCUAUCUAUCUAUCUAUCUAUCUCAGUCUGUUUAUUAUCUAUCUAGCUAUGGGCAAUUUCAGUUCCUUUCUUUCGAUCUCUUCUCACUCUCCCACUCUCUCUGUCUGUCUAUCUAUCUAUCUAUCUAUCUAUCUAUCUAUCUAUCUAUCUCAGUCUGUUUAUUAUCUAUCUAGCUAUGGGCAAUUUCAGUUCCUUUCUUUCGAUCUCUUCUCCUCUCCCACUCUCUGUCUGUCUAUCUAUCUAUCUAUCUCAGUCUGUUUUAUUAUCUAUCUAGCUAUGGGCAAUUUCAUUUCGAUCUCUUCUCACUCUUUCUCUGUCUGUCUAUCUAUCUAUCUAUCUAUCUAUCUAUCUAUCUAUCUAUCUAUCUAUCUCAGUCUGUUUAUUAUCUAUCUUAUGGGCAAUUUCAGUUCCUUUCUUUCGAUCUCUUCUCACUCUCCCUCUCUCUGUCUGUCUAUCUAUCUAUCUAUCUAUCUAUCUCAGUCUGUUUUCUAUCUAGCUAUGGGCAAUUUCAGUUCCUUUCUUUCGAUCUCUUCUCACUCUCCCACUCUCUGUCUGUCUAUCUAUCUAUCUAUCUAUCUAUCUCAGUCUGUUUAUUAUCUAUCUAGCUAUGGGCAAUUUCACUUCCUUUCUUUCGAUCUCUUCUCACUCUCCCACUCUCUGUCUGUCUAUCUAUCUAUCUAUCUAUCACUUUGUAACGUGUUAUUCUUUGUAUUUCUUUCUUUCUAUUUCCUUUCUCUCUCUCUCUCUCUCUCUCUCUUUCUCUCUCUUUGUCUUUCUUUCUUUCUUUCUUUUAUUUUUCUCGUUUUCUUCUCUCUCUCUCUCUCUCUCUCUGUUUCUCUUUCUUUCUCCCUUUCUUUCUUUUAUUAUUACUUUCUCUAUUGCUUCACUCUUUCUCUCUCUUUCUUUAACCUUUUAUUUCUCUCUCUCUCUCUCUCUGUUUGUCUUUCUUUCUCCCACUCUGUCUUUUAUUAUUAUUUUCUCUAUUUCUUCUCUCUCUCUCUCUCUCUCUCUUUCUUUCUUUCUUUUACCAUUUUAUUUUUUCUCUCUCUCUCUUUCUUCUCGAACUCUUUCUUUAUUAAGUUUGUGUUUCUUGCUUUUUUUCCUUUAUUACUUUUUUCUAUUUCUUCUCUCUCUCUCUUUCUAUCUAUCUACCUAUGUAUCUAUCUAUCUAUGUAUCUGUCCCUUUAUUUCUUUUUCACUCAUUCUUCUUACUCUCUCCCUCUUUCUCUCUCUCGCUUUUUUUCUUUCCCUGUCUCUUUCUUCUUUAUUAAGUUUGUCUUUCUUUCUUUCUUCUACUGCUUUUUCUCACUUUCUCCUCUCUUUCUCUCUCUCUCUUUCUUUUUACCUAUUCAUUUAUCCAUUUCUUUCUUUCUUUCUUACUUUCUUUUAUCACUUUUUCUCUCUUUUUUUCUCUUUCUUUUUACCUAUUCAUUUAUCCCUUUCUUUCUUUCUUUCUUUCUUUCUUUCUUUCUCUCCUUUUCUCCCUUCCUCUUUCUUUUUACCUUUUCAUUUAUCCGUUUCUUUCUUUCUUUCUUUUAUUGCUCUUUCUCUCCUUUUCUCCCUUUCUCUCUCUUUCUUUUUACCUUUUCAUUUAUUCCUUUCUUUCUUUAUUUCUUUCUUUCUUUUAUUGCUUUUUCUCUCAUUUUCUUUUUACCUUUUCAUGUAUCCCUUUCUUUCUUUCUUUUAUUACUCUUUCUCUCCUUUUCUCCCUUCCUCUCUCUUUCUUUUUAUCUUUUCGUUUAUCACUUUCUUUCUUUCCAUUUCUUUCUUUCUUUCUUUCUUUCUUUCCUUUUCUCCCUUCCUCUCUCUUUCUUUUACCUUUUCAUUUAUCCGUUUCUUUCUUUCUUUCUUUCUUUCUUUCUUUCUUUCUUUCUUUUCUUUCUUUCUUUUUUACUCUUUUUCUCCUUUUCUCCCUUCCUCUCUCUUUCUUUGUACCUUUUCGUUUAUCCCUUUCUUUUUCUUUCUUUCUUUCUUUCUUUCUUUCUUUCUUUCUUUCUUUCCUUUUCUCCCUUCCUCUCUCUUUCUUUUUACCUUUUCAUUUAUCCGUUUCUUUCUUUCUUUCUUUCUUUCUUUCUUUCUUUCUUUCUUUCUUUCUUUCUUUCUUUUAUUACUCUUUCUCUCCUUUUCUCCCUUCCUCUCUCUUUCUUUUUACCUUUUCGUUUAUCCCUUUCUUUCUUUCUUUCUUUCUUUCUUUCUUUCUUUUCUUCCCCUUUUCUCUCUUCCUCUCUCUUUCUUUUUAACUUUUCAUUUCUUCUCUUUCUUUUUUUUCUUUCUUUCUUUCUUUCUUUCUUUCUUUCUUUCUUUCUUUCUUUCUCUCCUUUUCUCCCUUCCUCUCUCUUUCUUUUUACCUUUUCAUUUAUCCGUUUCUUUCUUUCUUUCUUUCUUUCUUUCUUUCUUUCUUUUAUUACUCUUUCUCUCCUUUUCUCCCUUCCUCUCUCUUUCUUUUUACCUUUUCGUUUAUCCCUUUCUUUCUUUCUUUCUUUCUUUUCUCUCCUUUUCUCCCUUCCUCUCUCUUUCUUUUUACCUUUUCGUUUAUCCCUUUCUUUCUUUCUUUCUUUCUUUCUUUUUCUCUCCUCUUUCUCUCUUUCUCUCUCUUUACCUUUUCAUUUAUCCCUUUUUUUCUUUCUUUCUUUUAUUACUUUUUCUCUCCUUUUCUCCCUUUCUCUCUUUUUCUUUUUACCUUUUCAUUUAUCCCUUUCUUUCUUUCUUUUAUUGCUCUUUCUCUCCUUUUCUCCCUUCCCCUCUCUUUCUUUUACCUUUUCAUUUAUACAUUUCUUUCUUUCUUUCUUUUAUUACUUUCUCUCCUUUUCUCUCUUGCUCUCUCUUUCUUUUUACCUUUUCAUUUAUCCCUUUCUUUCUUUCGUUCUUUCUUUCUUUCUUUCUUUCAAUUCUCUCUUCGUACCUUUUUUUCUUUUAUCUUUCUUACAUUCAUGCUUUCAUGAUAGAAAAAAAGAAGAUAUAAAUAUCUUCUUUUUUUCUAUCCCUUUCUUUUUUUUUAAAAUUUCUGAUUUGAUAGUUUUCAGCGGCCUUUAUUUUCCUAUUUCACUCAAUUUAUUCCUUUCUUUCGUUCUCGUUACUCCAGAAUCUCGACCAUUUUCUAAAGGUUGGAUUAUACGCUGUGUAAAGAGAUGUGAGUAG
Molecule: messenger RNA, 5139 nt
Organism: Acanthosepion pharaonis
Lineage: Eukaryota; Metazoa; Mollusca; Cephalopoda; Sepiida; Sepiidae
Source: the annotation of a GenBank genome assembly